Oncorhynchus keta (chum salmon) is the source of this 3096-nucleotide messenger RNA. RefSeq names its product G-protein coupled receptor family C group 5 member C-like. Gene Ontology annotation, biological process: G protein-coupled receptor signaling pathway. Gene Ontology annotation, cellular component: plasma membrane; extracellular exosome; intracellular membrane-bounded organelle. The transcript is spliced from 5 exons. The record is from RefSeq and is a predicted model, not a curated record. Bases 363 to 1625 code for a protein of 420 amino acids. NCBI's taxonomy places the organism in Eukaryota, Metazoa, Chordata, Actinopteri, Salmoniformes, Salmonidae. Gene Ontology annotation, molecular function: protein kinase activator activity; G protein-coupled receptor activity.
CAGAAAAAAUACUGGCUCUGUUAUCAAGAAGUCACACCGUCAAAAUCUUUGCGAAUUAUUGGAGACGAACACUGACCACCAAAGGAAGACAUUUGGACACGUAGAGCAAAAUCUGUCAAAUUGAGUGUAACUUAGCAGUAUGUCUUUACGGAUAGUUCCUUGUAGAUUUGAUAAACUAUUUCAAGUCAAAACAUAUUGAAAUCAAUAGAAAAUAAACACCGGUUGCGAAAAGGAAUUAGAUUUUUCUGGAUUAAAUAUCAAUACAGGUUUGUAGUCUAAAUUACCUGGAUUCUUCUGUCUGCUUUUGACGAGAAAGCGGAGCGGCGCGUAUUCACAUCAUCACCCCUGUCGGCAGCAGUGCCAUGGCGGCCCCCAUCACCAACGUUCCUAAAGGCUGUGGCCCCUCCGUGGGCUCCCUGUACUUCAACCUGUGUGACUUGACUGCAGUGUGGGGCAUCGUGGUGGAGUCACUGGCGGCUUUAGGCGUGGUGACAGCCUUCGUCCUCAUCAUCAUCCUCAUGGCCAGCCUUCCCUUCGUGACAGACAGGAAGAGGAAAGGUAUGGUGGCCCUGCAGGCCAGCUUUCUGGCCUUCACCCUUGGCCUCUUUGGCCUCUCUUUUGCCUUUAUCAUGGGCCGGGACUUCACAAGCUGCACUGCGCGUCGCUUCCUGUUUGGUGUACUGUUUGCGGGUGGUCUUGCCUGCCUCCUGAUGCAUGGGCUGUGGCUGGUGCUCCUGAACCGGCAGGGCCAGGGCCCCCGGGGCUGGAUGCUGUGUCUGGGGGCCCUGGCCUUCUGGCUGGUUGAGAUCAUCAUCAAUACAGAGUGGCUGAUCAUCACGGUGGAGAGGAGGCCAAUGACAGCCAGUGGCAACCCUGACAUCUCCUGCAGUAUCACCAACCAGGACUUUGUGAUGGCUUUGAUCUAUGUCAUGGCCCUGCUGCUGGGCGUGGUGCUGAUGGCCGUGCCCUCGCUCACACACAAACACAAGGCCUGGCGGCGGGACGGAGCCUUCAUCCUGGCCACCGGGGUCUGCUCCAUGGCCGUGUGGGUGGCCUGGAUCGUCAUGUACAUCCAUGGGAACCAGGUGGCCGGGGACCCCAGCUGGGACGACCCCACCCUGGCCAUUGCCCUGGUCAGCAAUGCCUGGGUGUUCUUGGUCCUAUACACCAUCCCAGAGAUCUGCUCCCUCACCAAGGAGCAGGAGGAGGGGGAUGAGCAGCCCAGUGAUGGGGAACACAUUAUCUACCCAGUCAGGAGCUUGGUCUAUGAUAACAUUCUGAAGGAGCAGAACACUGCAGCAGCAGCAGCCCAUCAGAACAUGUACAUGGAGAACAAGGCCUUCUCCAUGGACGAACCCAACACAGCAGCCAACAAGCCUGUAUCUCCAUACGGUGGUUAUUGCGGUCAGCUCCGCAGCUGUGUGUACCAGCCCACAGAACUAGCUCUAAUCACCAAGAGCCUGGCAAAUAGGGACCAGUCCCAUGAGACGGGCCUCCCCAGGGCCACGGCCCCCACUCUAAACCAGAGCAGCAGCUCCCUGCCUCACUCUCUGGUGCCCCUACCCACCACUGGACUGUCCCCAGCAGUCAGUGGAAAUGGUGUGUAUAAGAAGCCUCUGUGGUGAAUCUAUGCUACUACAACCUGGUUCCUGUUCUUCACCCUCCCCCUAUUCUAGUCUGUGCCCUAGUUUCCCCUGCAGCCCCAAAACCUUUGACCACUGUAGAGGCCAGGCUGUUCUGUACAUACAGUAGGGCUGGAGGGAGCCAGUGUCAGAGGAGAGGCCACAGUCUUGGUGCUGUGCACCCAGAAAAAGUGUGUCUCUCAUCUCCCUGUGUCUCAUCCACUGUCCCAGUGGCAGUACUAGCCACCCUCCACCUACCCAUCUCCCAAGCCAGCACUCCCCACCCCCGGGCCACAACCCCACGCACUGAUGGGAGAUCCAACCAACACAGCAACACACAGCAGUGUGGCCAGAGUGAUUGGACAAUGAGGCAGUUUCAAAAGGAAUUUGUUGCACAGCCAUAAAAACCUUUCAGUCUAAGCCCUGUAAAAAAAUCUAAAGGAAGUUUGUUCUGAAGUGUCUGUCCUAUAUAUAAGAAAUACUUAAAACAUUUUUUUUACAUGUAUUUAGCCACUUGUUUUUUGGAACUAAACAGUUUCCAUAUAUACUUCCAUUCAUUUGGUACUGGGGGACCUUCAGACGAGUCAUGUGAAAGCCUCUGGGCAUCCUAGAGCAAAUGUACAGUGGCUUGCGAAGUAUUCACGAUUUUUCCUAUUUUUCCUAUUUUAUUGCCUUACAACCUGGAAUUAAAAUGGAUUUUUCGGGGGUUUGUUUCAUCUGAUUUACAUAACAACAUUUGAAGAUGUAAAUUCAUUGUGAAACAAACAAGAAAUAAGACAAAAAAAACUGAACUUGAGCGUGCAUAACUAUUCACUAUUCAAAAGACAAUACUUUGUAGAGCCACCUUUUGCAACAAUUACAGCUGCAAGUCUCUUGGGGUGUCUUUAUAAGCUUGGCACAUCUAGGCACUGGGAUUUUUGCCAUUUCUUCAAUGCAAAACUGCUCCAGAUCCUUCAAGUUGGAUGGGUUCCGCUGGUGUACAGCAAUUUUUAAGUCAUACCACAGAUUCUCAAUUGGAUGGAGGUCUGGGCUUUGACUUGGCCAUUCCAAGACCUUUAAAUGUUUCCCCUUAAAACACUUGAGUGUUGCUUUAGCAGUAUGCUUAGGGUCAUUGUCCUGCUGGAAGGUGAACCACUGUCCCAGUCUCAAAUAUCUGGAAGACUGAAACAGGUUUCCCUCGAGAAUUUCCCUGUAUUUAGCGCCAUCCAUCAUUCCUUCAAUUCUGACCAGUUUCCCAGUCCCUGCUGAUGGAAAAACAUCCUCAUAGCAUGAUGCUGUCACCACCAUGCUUCACUGUGGGGAUGGUAUUCUUGGGGUGACGAGAGGUGUUGGGUUUGUGCUAGACAUAGCGUUUUCCUUGAUGGACAAAAAGCUCAAUUUUAGGUCUCAUCUGAUCAGAGUAACUUAUUCCAUAUGUUUGGGGAGUCUCCCACAUGCCUUUUGGCGAACACCAAACAUGUUUGCUUAUUUUUCU